Messenger RNA from Myripristis murdjan (pinecone soldierfish), 1830 nucleotides. RefSeq names its product ribulose-5-phosphate-3-epimerase (gene rpe). Lineage: Eukaryota; Metazoa; Chordata; Actinopteri; Holocentriformes; Holocentridae. The record is from RefSeq and is a predicted model, not a curated record. The transcript is spliced from 6 exons. Gene Ontology annotation, biological process: pentose-phosphate shunt; carbohydrate metabolic process. Gene Ontology annotation, molecular function: D-ribulose-phosphate 3-epimerase activity. The coding region runs from base 134 to 898 and encodes 254 amino acids.
AAGACUGUCAUCAGCUGUGCUGAGGUAGGUCACACACACAGGACCUGUUGCUUGUCUCCUCAGGUGUGUGUGUUGGUGUGUGUGACAGAGUGGGGGUCACAAGUGUUGAAAUCACGUGACACAAAUACAGGAAAUGAUCAGGAGUCGCGCCGUGCCGCUGCUGUGCGUGGUCCUGCGGAGUGCAUGCAGGCGGCAGAGCAGCAGCAGCAGCAUGGCUUACAGCGCCAAGAUCGGCCCGUCCAUCCUGAGCAGCGACCUGUCCUGCCUGGGCAGCGAGUGUGUGCGGAUGAUGGAGUGCGGGGCGGACUACCUGCACCUCGACGUGAUGGACGGGCAUUUUGUCCCCAACAUCACAUUUGGUCAUCCCAUGGUAGAGUGCCUCAGGAAGUGUGUAGGCCAAGACCCUUUCUUUGACAUGCACAUGAUGGUGUCCCGGCCAGAGCAGUGGGUGAAGGCCAUGGCUGCAGCAGGAGCCAACCAGUACACCUUCCACUUAGAGGCCACCAGCAACCCUGGAAACCUGAUCAAGGAAAUUAAAGCGAGUGGCAUGAAGGUUGGCUUGGCCAUAAAGCCUGGUACUACUGUUCAGGAGCUAGCACCGUGGGCUAACCAGAUCGACAUGGCCCUGGUCAUGACGGUGGAGCCUGGCUUUGGAGGACAGAAAUUCAUGGAGGACAUGAUGCCCAAGGUGAGCUGGCUGAGGAGCAAGUUCCCCUCGUUGGACAUUGAAGUAGAUGGAGGGGUCGGUCCUGACACCAUUCACAAGUGUGCCGAAGCAGGAGCCAACAUGAUUGUGUCAGGCAGCGCUGUGAUCAGCAGCGACGACCCUCGCUCAGUCAUCGCUCUUUUGCGCACCGUGGUGGCCGAGGCAAUCCAGAAACGCUCCUUAGACCGCUGAGGUGUUUUUUUUUUUUUUUUUUUUUUUUCUCUUGUGGAAGUCCCCUUGGCGAAGCCCCGUACCUGCCUGUUUCAGCAUCACACCACAGCAGCCAGCGAGAAACAAUGGACAUUUCUGUCUCUGUCAGAGGUCAGGGCCGGGGGCUUCUGCUCAGCCUCCUGCUGGUGGCCAAAUCCAAAUCACUGUGACAGAGUGAAGCUGGGCUGUGGCUCCACACAAGUGUCGGACUUCACCCUGCUCUGCCGCAAUCUCUUCUCUGAACUUAGCUCACCAUGAGUCCCAGCAUGGGAACAGUUACCAUUUGAAGAUGAGCUGAGGUUACGCUACUAUCUGUACACAUUCCUGAAUAUUUUUUGACUCCUACUGUAAGUUUUAAUGGAUGGAUGAAUGACUGAAUUAUGGAAAUAAAACAAAAAACCCUGUGUUUAUAUUUUCUGUUAAGUAAGUAGAUUUGUGGUUAAAUGCUAAGUCAUCAUAAGGUUCUUUCCUUGUUGUGUUCUUAGCAUAAACACUGUAGCAAUUUCCAUGAAACUGGGAUGUAUAGAUUAAAAGAUACAACUGGAGUUGCAAGAGUGGGGUCUUUGCACUUUGACCCAGACAACAGCUGAUGCAACUGAAAUGAAGAAAGCAGUGUUUGCAGAGCUGCGAACAUUCAGGGUUCACUUUUACCCGUUCAGUGCCAGCUCAGGGUUUGGGUUGAUUCUUUUUCAUAGUCACUAAAUCAACAUGAAAAAAUAGUUUUAACUAUUAUUAACAGAAGAAAGUCCAGUGCAGAUGAAUGCACAACAAAUUGUGAAGCUGAUGUUUUCCUCUAAGGUUGGCAAAUGACCAACACAUGAUGUGUAACAUGUUAUACUACUUAUCCUGAAUGGAUGUGAUGGCAUUAUCUUCUGCUUUUCCUUUUACAUAAACUAAAUACAUGAAAAAAUUAU